AUGAAUCCAUACUUGCCACUAGAGAUGCUUCACAGCAUUCUUUCGAAUUGCCCGCCGAACUUGGACCCUUCUCUAUUCAUCCCGGACCCUGCACUCAGCGCGGAUGAAAAGCUGAGGAUUCGCAAAAGGACGUGGAAGCAGGCGCGUGCCCACUUGUGCUGGUUUCUAAGUCUUCGCCUAGUGAGCAAGACGUUCGAUGCCUUUGUCCUUGACCUUUUGGUUGAUGUUAUUCGAGCCCGAACCGUGGCAGAAGUGACUCUGGAUAUUCGCCCUAGCGAUUGGAUCCCAAGAAUGCCCUUUGAUUGGGAUCCUCCAACACCUUCGACGAUGGCAAUGACUAUCAGGCUUCUGGAUACGUGUGUUCGGCGGGCUGAGCGUAUACCUGCAAGAAGCAGUGUCCUCACGAAACUGGUCACUGCCACGGUAGAGACGGCUGUUGGACUGUUCUCGACCGCCGAAGAUGAUCACCGGGAUGGUACUGCCACAAGGAUCGAGCAGAACACGCCAAGGAGUGAUAGCAUAUGCCGUUUGCUGACCGCGACUGUGCGAGCCGCGGUCAGAUUAUUCUUGCCUCUCCUGAAGGAAUCCUACUGCGAGAAUGCUGACUUGGAUUCUCCAACCAAACUCAGAAAGUCCUAUCGUCAUGGCAUCCUGGCACUACUCGUGGCAACCCUUCCGGCCAAAGACAUCCUUCAAAUUAUCACAGGAGCGGCGAUUGACAAGGAGAUGGAAGGCCGCCUUGACCUGCCAGACCCGCCAAAUGCGACAUUGAUGACAGCGGCGUACGUGGGACGCAUCGACCACAUGAAGAAGAUUCUGAGCUUGAGUUUUGCGUUUCAUUUUGACUUGCGACCUUCGCUUCUUGCGGCUGCUUUUGGCGGAAGACUUCAUGUCAUGAAAUUUGUAAUGGGGAAGGGCGUUAGCCUAAAUACGCGUCACGGCCCCUUGGAAUAUUCCCCUUUGCAUCUCGCAGCAAUAGGCGACAAGAAGGAUAUUAUUCAAUUCUGUAUUCGUCAUGGCGCCGAUCCCAACAUCUGGAAUUCUGGUGAUCAGACACCCCUCCAUUUGGCUGCUGCAGGUGGCCACGCGGAUGUUGUACGGGUUCUGCUCUGUACCAGGACUGUAGAUCCAAAUGUCUUUGAUUCUUGGGACCGUGUACCGCUCGCCUGGGCCGUAAUACAUGGAUUUGAUGAUGUUGUUAGAGGAUUUGUGUCAUACAAGGAGGUGGAAGUGAACAUUGACGACUACAACGACUUUGGGGGUACAAUUGCGAUGGAUCCCUUGGCGGCCGCCGCUCUCUGGGGUCAGGCAACUAUGUUCGACUUGUUAUACCGUCACCUGCCCGACAGGUAUACGUAUCACGACAAUCAUCUGCUUUUCUGUGCAAUAGAAGGGGGAGACACCUCUAUCGUACGUACCCUGGUAGAGAAACAUAAUGGGAUCCCCCGCAAUUACCAGACUGAUUACUACCACCCUCUGGCGAAUGCUGCAUCCUAUGGACACGAGCAAUUGACAAGAUACCUGCUGUCUCUACAAGGCGAUCUGCAGGUAAAUGUCUGCAAAUAUCAGGGAACACCACUCCAACUCGCCAUCAAAAGCUGCCACGGCGGAACGGUUAAGGCUCUACUUGAACACGUCGAUGUGAAUGUCAAUUGCACAUCAGAGGAAGGCAAAUACGAUGAUCAUCCGCUUUUUCUCGCUGUCGAAGAACGUUAUCGGAACGCUGAGGUUAUCAAAGCCUUGCUUGACCAUCCGGACAUUAAUCCCAACCUCACCAACAAAAACGGAAGAACACCCCUAGGAGAGCUUGUGAAUUCUGGGCGUUAUGGUCACUGGUGGGACCCGGACGGGUAUUGGACCUGGACUUGGAAAGCUCGACCAGAUCUCGUCAAGCUCUUCAUUGACAAGGAAAACGUCAACAAGAAGGUGGUGGAUGAUGAAGGAAACACGCCUUUGCUGGAUGCCGCCUGGAUGUCUAAGGAGAUCUUCCUCAUGCUAUUACCGUUCUACAAAGACGACAUCUGGCUUCGAGACAAGGCAGGUGUGAGUGUCCUUGAGUAUGCUGCAUUCAACGACCAAUUGGGCAUUGUCGCCAGGCUUCUGGAACCAGAUCUCAACGUACCCAAGGACGUUCUUCAAGAGGUCAUUGAGAGAGCCCAGGAAGACAUAGCUUAUGGCGAAGAGUACGACGAUGAAAGCCACUCGGAAGAGUAUCUCGGACUUGAAGAUGCGCUUGAGCUGAUGACUGAGUGUCUGGACAAGAUGGAGGCUUGA
This is a messenger RNA of Aspergillus mulundensis, 2274 nucleotides long. Its product is annotated as ankyrin repeat domain-containing protein. The transcript is spliced from 2 exons. The coding region runs from base 1 to 2274 and encodes 757 amino acids. Lineage: Eukaryota; Fungi; Ascomycota; Eurotiomycetes; Eurotiales; Aspergillaceae. The record is from RefSeq and is a predicted model, not a curated record. Gene Ontology annotation, molecular function: protein binding.